Messenger RNA from Prunus armeniaca (apricot), 789 nucleotides. Lineage: Eukaryota; Viridiplantae; Streptophyta; Magnoliopsida; Rosales; Rosaceae. The record is from the annotation of a GenBank genome assembly.
AUGCAUCAUGUUUUUAAAGAACACGGAAUGUCCUGUAUAGAAAAGCUUCAGUGCCAAUGUGUCUGGCAUGCUAAGCUUGUACGAAGCAACACAUCUAAGGGUGCAUAUGGAGAAGAUAUACUAGAAGAGGCUCUUGUUUUCACCACCGCUCACCUUGAGUCCAAAAUAACCCAUGUAAGGUAUUCACUGGCAACACAAAUAAGUCAAGCGUUGGACAGACCUCUGCUAAAAUGUCUAGAGAGGUUAGGUGCCAGGAAUUACAUGUCAAUCUACCAAGACGAAGCUUCGCAUAAUGAAACUCUACUAAAACUUGCAAAGUGGUGGAAAGAAGUAGACUUUGAAAGGAAGUUGCCUUUUGGAAGAGAUUGUGGAAUUGUACUUUUGGACAACGGCAGAAAAAUUCUAAACAAAGUCAUUGCCCUGGGAACAGUGAUGGAUGAUAUAUACGAUGCAUUUGGUACCUUCAAAGAACUCGAGAUCAUUACAGAAGCAAUUAGGAGAACUCCUACAAUUGAUACACUUAAAAUGAUUAUGGUUGAUGCAAUUUUCAGCAUAUGUCAAAUGCAGUGGAAAGAUACAGCAAAGCUUACAUUGAUAAGGCCAGAUGGUUACACGAAGGAUAUGCGUCCCAGGCAUGGAGGAUUUGAGAAAGAGAGUGGAUAUGUUGCUUCUUGCAUUGAUUGCUAUAUGAAGCAACAUGGAGUCUCAGAGCAAGAGACACUUGAUGAUGUUUUCAACAAACAAGUUGUGGAAGGAUAUAAACGAGGAGCUCCUUAUAAGACCAACUGA